Cydia amplana is the source of this 627-nucleotide messenger RNA. Its product is annotated as diamine acetyltransferase 1-like. The transcript is spliced from 4 exons. The coding region runs from base 64 to 591 and encodes 175 amino acids. NCBI's taxonomy places the organism in Eukaryota, Metazoa, Arthropoda, Insecta, Lepidoptera, Tortricidae. Gene Ontology annotation, molecular function: N-acetyltransferase activity. The record is from RefSeq and is a predicted model, not a curated record.
UACCGCCUGCCAUGUCAGCGUGCAGCACGUGCGCUUAGCAACGUUACAGCACCAGUAUUUAACAUGGCUGAUCACUCUGAUAGUUCUGAACCGGAAUCGGUGGAAAUAACAAUCCGCCUAGCGCGUCCUGAAGACAUGAAGAUUGUCCAUGAAAUGAUACAAGAAUUGGCUGUAUAUGAAGGAGUUCCCGACGGUCCCAAACUAACAGUGGCGGAUCUGGUGGAAGAUGGUUUCAACAGUGAACACCCCUGGUUCUUCGUGCUGUUGGCCGAGAAAGGCGACGUAGUGCUGGGGUCGGCGCUCUGCAACCGCGCGUAUUCAAGCUGGUCUCGCCGCGCCUUUUACAUCGAGGAUCUGUUCGUGCGGCCAGCGGCGCGCCGCCAGGGCAUCGGUCUUAUGCUCAUGCGGGAGCUUAGUCGGCGGGCGGUGCUCGAAGGCGUGAACCGUAUAGACUGGCAUGUGUUGAAGAGCAACACCAGCGCGUUGGCGUUCUACAACCGGCUGGGUGCACGCGAUCUGCGCGUCACCGAGGGUCGCACGGCGCUGCGCCUGGACCGCGACUGCAUCGACGCUCUCGCUUCAGGAAGCUAAAGUAUCUAUUAAUACCUACUACAAUACUAAUUUCAC